UUUUGGUUAUGUUCAUAAUACUGUAAACAAUCAUCAUAACUGACUCCAAUUCCGCCUUUCAAAGUUGAAUGUGAUCUUGAUUGAUCAAUAAUCUGUGUGUAUUUAGUUGCUUCAAAUUAUGUCAUUAUAUUGUACAAUUGCCGUUCAAAAAUUUUUGUGUUGGACAUAAUAUAAUUUUGAUUGAAUAUAAAUCCUGCAAAAAUGUCUGCUGCUGCUAUAGCUAAAGUACAGGAAGUGCGAGAAAUUUCUCGUGUAGAAAGGAUUGGGGCACAUUCUCAUAUUCGUGGUCUUGGGCUAGACGAUAAUAGGGAACCAAGAAAUGUUUCACAAGGAUUAGUUGGUCAACUAAAAGCCCGUAAGGCUAUGGGUGUUGUUUUAGAUAUGAUCAAAGAAGAAAAAAUUGCUGGAAGAUCUGUUUUAUUAGCUGGUGAACCUGGAACAGGUAAAACUGCAAUUGCCAUGGCAUUAGCUCAGGCUCUAGGCUCUGAUACUCCAUUUACAUGUAUGUCAGGAUCAGAAAUUUAUAGUUUAGAAAUGAGUAAAACUGAAGCACUAACUCAAGCUAUCCGUAAAUCAAUAGGUGUACGAAUAAAAGAAGAGAGUGAAAUCAUUGAAGGUGAAGUAGUAGAAUUCCAAAUAGAAAGGCCUGUGACUGGAACAGGAUCUAAAGUAGGAAAAUUGACUAUGAGAACAACAGAUAUGGAAACAGUUUACGAUCUCGGGAAUAAAAUGAUAGAAGCUUUAUUAAAAGAAAAAGUUUUGGCUGGUGAUGUUGUUACUAUUGAUGUUGCUAGUGGUAAAGUCAAUAAAAUUGGACGUUCAUUCACCAGAUCUAGAGAUUAUGAUGCAUCUGGACCACAAACUAGAUUUGUACAGUGCCCUGAAGGAGAACUCCAGAAACGAAAAGAAGUUGUACAUACAGUAACAUUGCAUGAAAUUGAUGUCAUAAAUUCUAGAACUCAUGGAUUUUUAGCCUUGUUCUCAGGUGAUACUGGAGAAAUUAAAUCUGAAGUAAGAGAUCAAAUAAAUUGCAAAGUUAGUGAAUGGCGAGAAGAGGGUAAAGCUGAAUUGUUGGCAGGUGUUCUUUUUAUUGAUGAAGUACACAUGCUAGACAUUGAGUGCUUUUCAUUUUUAAAUAGAGCUCUUGAAAAUGAGAUUGCUCCAAUUGUUAUUACAGCUACAAAUCGAGGAGUAACUAAUAUUCGGGGAACUAAUUAUAAAUCACCUCACGGUGUACCACUAGAUUUGCUUGAUCGUAUGGUUAUUAUAAUGACACAGCCAUAUUCAGAAUCAGAACUAGAACAGAUAUUAAAAAUUAGAGCUGAAGAAGAAGAUUGUGAGAUUUCCAAAGAUGCAUUAGCUAUUUUAGCCAAAAUUAGCAAAUCUACAUCACUUAGGUAUGGCAUUCAAUUGAUUACUACAGCAAAUUUGGUUUGUAGAAAGCGAAAGGCUACAGAAGUUACAAUAGAUGAUGUAAAAAAAGUAUACAGACUAUUUUUAGAUGAAGAACGUUCAACUCAGCUAAUGAAAGAAUACCAAAAAGAAUAUAUGUUUGAUCACUAUGCUAUGGGAGACUCUGAAGAUAAUGAAAAUGAUGAUACUGAAGUUAUGGACGUUCAAAAUAGCAGCUCUUAAGAUUUAUUUUGGUUAUGUGAAUUCUUAUCAUAUUAAAUACCACCUCAUUUUUUAUAAAUCAAACCUUCAAAUUUCAAUGAAUUAAUAAAAGAAUGUAUUUUUUAUGAACUUAAAAAUAAAAUAAAAUUGUAAUCAUG
Molecule: messenger RNA, 1772 nt
Organism: Daktulosphaira vitifoliae (grape phylloxera)
Lineage: Eukaryota; Metazoa; Arthropoda; Insecta; Hemiptera; Phylloxeridae
Gene: rept
Product: ruvB-like 2
Exons: 11
Coding region: 202-1635 (477 amino acids)
Biological process (GO): regulation of transcription by RNA polymerase II; chromatin remodeling; box C/D snoRNP assembly
Cellular component (GO): Swr1 complex; NuA4 histone acetyltransferase complex; Ino80 complex
Molecular function (GO): ATP binding; DNA helicase activity; ATP hydrolysis activity
Source: RefSeq, a predicted model, not a curated record